Molecule: messenger RNA, 2257 nt
Organism: Hevea brasiliensis (rubber tree)
Lineage: Eukaryota; Viridiplantae; Streptophyta; Magnoliopsida; Malpighiales; Euphorbiaceae
Product: probable amino-acid acetyltransferase NAGS2, chloroplastic
Exons: 10
Coding region: 176-2020 (614 amino acids)
Biological process (GO): L-arginine biosynthetic process
Cellular component (GO): cytoplasm
Molecular function (GO): L-glutamate N-acetyltransferase activity, acting on acetyl-CoA as donor
Source: RefSeq, a predicted model, not a curated record
AUUCAACUUAACGUUCAGCGAUGGCGGCCUCUCUCUCUAGCCCCACCUCUCACUCACUCGCCGCUUCGCAGUCGCAAAUAUAUUUUUCUCAUUUGCUUCCAUUGUUGAAUCUUCCUCUAUUUUCAGGGAUCAGACCUCUCAUUUUACACUUAUUUUCCUUUUUGUUGCUCAUUUUAUGGCCUCUCCCCAUUCAACCCACUGCAUUACUCUGCAAAACCCCCGGAGAUUAUCUCCCUCCCUGUUCUGUCCCAGCCACCGCUUCGUUCUCGACACUGGUAAAGGAACUGUUCGAUUCCGUCCUCAAUCUAGGCUCCCCAGACCCUUGGCAUAUAACCAGGGGAGGAACAGCAAUUCGGUGAACUGCAAUGUGUUUAUUGAGGCAGAGUCGGGUGCUAGUAUCGAGGAAGAGACUUAUAAUUCCGUCGAGGAUAGGCAAUUUGUACGGUGGUUUCGCGAGGCCUGGCCAUACCUGUGGGCUCAUAGGAGCAGUACUUUUGUAGUCAUUAUUUCUGGUGAUAUUAUCUCUAGUCCUUCCUUGGAUCCCAUUUUGAAGGAUAUAGCAUUCCUUCAUCACCUGGGAAUCAGGUUUGUGCUUGUCCCGGGCACCCAUGUUCAAAUUGAUAAUCUUUUGGCCCAGAGAGGGCAUGAGCCUAAAUAUGUUGGUCAAUACAGAAUAACUGACUCUGAGGCACUAGCUGCAUCAAUGGAGGCAGCUGGGAAGAUUCAAAUGAUGAUAGAGGCAAAACUCUCUCCUGGGCCUUCCAUAUGUAAUAUCCGUCGACAUGGUGACAGUAGUCGUUUGCAUGACGUGGGUGUCAGUGUUGCUAGUGGUAACUUUCUUGCAGCCAAGAGAAGAGGAGUUGUGGAAGGUGUUGAUUUUGGAGCAACUGGUGAAGUAAAGAAAGUAGAUGUUAUUCGCAUGCGUGAAAGGCUUGAUGGAGGUUGUAUAGUUCUAUUGAGCAACCUGGGAUAUUCCAGCUCUGGAGAAGUUUUAAAUUGCAACAUGUAUGAAGUUGCUACAGCAUGUGCCCUGGCUAUUGGGGCAAAUAAGCUUAUUUGCAUAAUAGAUGGUCCGAUUCUUGAUGAUAGUGGGCACCUUAUUCGCUUCUUGGCUAUUGAAGAAGCAGACAUGUUGAUUCGUGAGCGAGCUAAGCAAAAUGAAAUAGCUGCUCACUAUGUGAAAGCUGUUGGCAAAGAAGAUUUCACUUCUUUUGAACACAAUGAUUCUGUUAAAGUUAUGUCUUCAUCACAUAAUGGUAAGCCUCUUAAUGGAAGGCAUAGUCUAACCUUCCAGAAUGGUGUUGGCUUUGACCAUGGGAAUGGGUUAUGGUCUGGGGAACAAGGCUUUGCCAUUGGAGGUCAUGAACGGCAAAGUCGAUCGAAUGGGUACCUUUCAGAAUUGGCUGCAGCAGCUUUUGUUUGUAAAGGAGGUGUUCAAAGAGUACAUCUUUUAGAUGGGACAAUUGGUGGGGUUCUAUUGUUGGAACUUUUUAAAAGAGAUGGGAUGGGGACAAUGGUGGCUAGUGAUGUUUAUGAAGGAACCCGGAUGGCUAGGGUGACAGAUCUCUCUGGAAUAAGACAAAUCAUACAACCUUUAGAAGAUUCUGGUGUAUUGGUGCGACGGACAGAUGAAGAGCUGCUUAAAACUUUGGAUUCAUUUGUUGUUGUGGAAAGAGAAGGUCAAAUCAUUGCUUGUGCUGCUCUUUUCCCUUUCUUUGAGGAGAAAUGCGGAGAGGUUGCUGCUAUUGCAGUGUCUCCUGAAUGCCGUGGACAAGGACAGGGAGACAAAUUGCUUGAUUUCAUUGAGAAGAAGGCCUCCUCCUUAAAUUUGGAAAUGAUCUUCCUGCUUACAACUCGUACAGCAGACUGGUUCAAGAGGCGUGGCUUCUCAGAAUGUUCAAUUGAUAUGAUCCCAGAGAAAAAGAGGAAGAAAAUCAAUCUAUCCCGUAAUUCUAAGUAUUAUAUGAAGAAGUUGCUACCCAAUACAAGUGGAAUAACUGUUAACAGGGCAUUUAGUUAAAGGUUUUGGCAUCCUACAAAGGAUCUGUGUUUAUUAGAAGAUGCAAUAUAUAUAUAUAUAUAUAUAUAUAUAUAUAUAUAUAUAUAUAUAUAUAUUUGGUCCCUUGGGAGUGCGAGAGGGGCUGAAUAAAGGGGGAAGUUUUUGUAGCCAUCUUGAAUGAGUUUGGCAACUAAUUUAUCUGGUUGAUUAGGAGGUUAAUCAAUUGUAAAUCAAAGGUCGCUGUAUCUCCAUCUGAAA